CCCCCUCUGUACUGCAUACUCUCAAGUUCCCCAGCUCCAACAUGUCCGUUGCAUCCAAGAACCUUUUUGCUCUCCUCGGAGAGGACACUCCCUCGGAGGCCCCGGCUGCUGAGACCAAGCCUACUCCUGCUCCUCGUCAGUUGACCGCCAAGUCCACCGUUUCCAAGAAGCGUGAUCCCUCCAAGCCUACUCCUCGUGAGCGUACUGUCGCUAAGAAGGCCGAGCAACCCCGCAAGUCUUCUCGCCGUCAACAACCCCAAGGCAACGCUGCUGCUUUCCGUGAGGGUCGCGAGGCUGUCGAGAGCAACUUGAGCCACCCCACUGAGGGCGCUCCUCAAGGUCGUCCUCGUCGUGGUCGUCAAUUCGAUCGCCGCAGCGCUACUGGCAGAGUUGACACCAAGAAGGCCACUGAGAGAGGUUGGGGCAACCCCGUCUCCUCUGAGGUCAACGCUGACUCCGCUGAGCCUGAGGAGGGUGAGGGUUCUGCCCCCGCUACUCCCAAGGAGGAGGACAACGUCAAGACUCUUGAUGAGUACCUUGCCGAGAAGAAGUCCACUGCCAAGCCUGUUGGCCGUACCGUCACUGACGCUGAUGUCGAUGCUAAGUGGGCUAAGGUUACCAAGCUUGAGCGUACUGAGCCCGAGGACCUUUUCAGCUCCGUCAAGAAGACCGCCUCUGGUUCCAAGAAGUCUAAGGACUCCAAGCCCAAGAAGGUUGUUCUUGAGAUUGAGCAAACCUUCGGUCCCCGCAACACCAACACCCGUGGUGCUCGUGCUCCUCGUGGUCGCGCUCCUCGCAAGGCUGAGGCUCCCAAGGCUGCCACUCCCGCCGCUCCUACUUUGACCGAGGAGGAGUUCCCUUCUUUGGGCGCAUAGGCUGGUGCUCCAAGAAUGGGUUCGAGUGAAUGCUUGCCGACGUUUUGUCGACGGACAAGGGUGUAAAAAAAUGUUGGGCGAUAGAGGUUUCAUGUAGUCUCGCAACGUAUCACACAUCACCGAACCGUUACGCCACCUCUCCGAGCUUAGAGUUGUUAAACAUCGAUUCUCUGCUUUCGAAC
Messenger RNA from Schizosaccharomyces japonicus yFS275, 1057 nucleotides. Its product is annotated as serpine1 like protein. Bases 42 to 875 code for a protein of 277 amino acids. The record is from RefSeq and is a predicted model, not a curated record. Gene Ontology annotation, cellular component: cytoplasm; cytosol. NCBI's taxonomy places the organism in Eukaryota, Fungi, Ascomycota, Schizosaccharomycetes, Schizosaccharomycetales, Schizosaccharomycetaceae. Gene Ontology annotation, molecular function: RNA binding. The transcript is spliced from 2 exons.